This is a messenger RNA of Harmonia axyridis, 1645 nucleotides long. RefSeq names its product differentially expressed in FDCP 8 homolog (gene DEF8). The record is from RefSeq and is a predicted model, not a curated record. The transcript is spliced from 5 exons. NCBI's taxonomy places the organism in Eukaryota, Metazoa, Arthropoda, Insecta, Coleoptera, Coccinellidae. Bases 289 to 1602 code for a protein of 437 amino acids.
AGUGUUCUGUGGUCACAACCAUAGAUAGGCUACACUACGUAAACAAUAAUAAAUAUUCAUUUAUUGUAACAAAAGCGAUUAAUAUAUUAAAAAUGAUCGAAUAACAUUAAUUGACCUGAAAUAUACUCAAAAUAAACUAUUUUCUGACUGUAAAUACUGUAAAUGUUCAUUUGAAAUUGUCCUCUAAUGUACUUAUCUCUUAUGGAAUAUCUAUUUCAGUUGUUAUGAUAAGAAAAGAAGAAAGAGAUAAAUUUUAUCAACAUUCAAUCAAACUUGUUUCAAUUUGAAAUGACAAUGAUUGAUAUUGAAGAAGAGGAAAUUGGGGGUGUUGCUCCCUUAGAUCGUCCAGAAUCCGCAUCUUCUGUAUCCAUUGAUAGUGUAGAAAGUAUGAACGGUGAUAUACCUAUUGCUUUAGAAGCAGAAGAGCUACAAUUAGCUCUUAACAAGGAAGCUACUGAAGAGGAAUUACUUAAGGCAAUCAUGCGAUGCAAAAACUUAGUUCUAGAAACAGAUGAAUGUUCGCUUGAGAGAAAAUGGAUAGUGAGACAUUUGAUUGAAUUAAGAUUACGUUUGCAAGAAUGUAGGGAAGCUGCUACCGAUCCAGAACAUCCAAGAAAUAAGUCUAGUGGGGUUUCUAAGAGAACUAUUAAGGGACACCAUUUUAUUUUACAACCAUUAUUAAGAAGUACUACUUCCAGAUAUUGUGACCAUUGCACAUCAACAAUUUGGUGUUUGGUCCAAGCUUGGUACGAAUGUCAAGAUUGCUCUUAUUCAUGUCAUUACAAAUGUAUGUCCUCGGUUUUAAGAGAAUGUGCACAUGUAGUGACAAGUGAAAGAGGGGCCUUUGAAAUGGAAAUUUGUCCUGAAGUUGGAUUAUCUGCUCAAAGAUAUAAGUGCGCAGAAUGUAAAGCACAUUUAGAAUUGAACAAAGGAUACAAUGAUCCAAAACGUUGUGACUACAAUGGAUUAUAUUACUGCUCAGGCUGUCACUGGAAUAGUCUUGCAAUAAUACCUGCUCGUGUGGUGCACAAUUGGGACUUCACACCCAAGCCAGUAUGCCAGGCAACUCUUCAACAGCUGAAAGUGGCUUCGAACAGACCUAUCAUAAACCUGGAAUCCCUAAAUCCAAAACUGUUCAAUUUCGUCCACGAGCUUAAUCUUUUGGGGAGACUAAGAAACGAUCUAUAUGGAAUGAGAAAAUAUCUUCUUGUGUGUCGUAUAGCUAAUGAAGAUCAUUUGCUAUGGAAAGAAAUCGAUGUUCCCCACUUGUUGGAAACCACAAAUAUGUACAGUCUGCAGGACCUGGUGGAUGUGCAUUCAGGAGAAAUAUUCAUCAAGAUACAGACCUGGAUUGACACAUUUACCAAACACAUCAAAGUGGAUUGCGAAAUAUGCAAAGGGCGGGGUCAUAUCUGUGAAGUUUGUUCCAACGAUCAACCUUUGUAUCCUUUCGAAUCAAACGCCGUGACUUGUGAAGACUGUCAUGGUGUUUUCCACAAAAACUGCUUCAACAGAAAGAACAAUUGUCCGAAAUGUAUUCGUUUAAAAGAAAGGGACAAUCACAUGAAAGAUAUCAAUUGUGUUGAUGAUGAUGAUGAAUAACUGUGAUAUGUAAGGGAUGAAUCAAAAUAUAAUCUUAAUUUUA